GAUACUCUCGCAUCCCUAACAAAAAAUAAUCUUAAAGAAAUAAUAAUAAGGAAAGGAGCGAAAAAAUUCGAAUCAAUUAACGAAGUUAUUGGGAAUAGAUAAUGGCUGACAAUGAUUUAGAAGCUGUACGAGCUCAACGGUUAGCCCAAUUACAAUCGCAAUAUGCUGGUGGGCACAAUGCACCGGAUAAGCAGAAAGCUCAGGAAGAACAAAUGCGUCAACAAGAAGAGAUAAAAAAUACUAUACUUUCUCAGGUGUUGGAUCAACAGGCCAGAGCCAGACUAAAUACUUUAAAGAUUAGCAAGCCCGACAAAGCCCAAAUGUUUGAAAGCAUGGUUAUACGUAUGGCACAGAUGGGUCAGAUUCGCGGCAAACUAGAUGACGCACAAUUUGUUCAUAUUUUGGAAAAUGUUAAUGCCCAGAUGCCACAGAAUAAAAGUACCGUUAAAUAUGACAGGCGCCGUGCUGCAAUCGAUUCUGACGAUGAUGAUUACGGUUGCUGAUUUUUCAAGAAUUAUUUAAAAACUGGAACGUAUUUUUUUUAAUCUUCUUAACGUUUUCUGAAUAUUUUUGGUAUAUUUUU
Messenger RNA from Glossina fuscipes, 583 nucleotides. RefSeq names its product programmed cell death protein 5-like. The coding region runs from base 102 to 503 and encodes 133 amino acids. NCBI's taxonomy places the organism in Eukaryota, Metazoa, Arthropoda, Insecta, Diptera, Glossinidae. The record is from RefSeq and is a predicted model, not a curated record. The transcript is spliced from 3 exons. Gene Ontology annotation, molecular function: DNA binding. Gene Ontology annotation, cellular component: cytosol; nucleus.